GGAGCGGGCGCGCGUCGCGAGGCGGAUCCCGGCUCCGGGGAGUUGCGGCCGGGACAUGGCGGCGGCCGCUCGGCGGCCGCGGCGAAGUCCCUGGGCCCUCCUGUGCCUGGCUGCGGCCGCUCUGCUUUGCCCCGCGGCGGGCGAAUUAGAGUGCUACUGCCAGCUAUGUACAAAAGACAACUUUACGUGUGUGACAGAUGGAGUAUGUUUUGCCUCAGUAACACGAACUGCAGACAAAAUAAUGCGCAAUAGUAUGUGUAUAGCAGAAAUUGAUCUGAUUCCCCAAGACAGACCGUUUAUUUGCUCCCCCUCCACCAGAGAUGGAGUCCAUACUGUGUCUUAUUGCUGUAACACACCUCUCUGCAAUAAAAUAGAACUUCCAAUUCCAACACCAGUCCCUACUCCUGGAAAACCAGCUUCUAACCUAGGACCUGUGGAACUGGCUGCUGUCAUUGCUGGGCCUGUCUGCUUUGUCUGCAUUUCACUGAUGUUGAUUCUGUACCUUUGUCAUAAUCGUACUGUAAUUCAUCAUCGUGUGCCAAGCGAAGAAGACCCUUCAUUGGAUCGUCCCUUUAUAUCAGAAGGAACCACUUUAAAGGAUUUAAUUUAUGAUAUGACAACUUCAGGUUCUGGGUCAGGUUUACCUUUACUUGUGCAAAGAACAAUUGCAAGAACUAUAGUACUUCAAGAGAGCAUUGGUAAGGGUCGCUUUGGAGAAGUCUGGCGGGGGAAGUGGAGAGGAGAAGAAGUUGCUGUGAAGAUCUUCUCUUCAAGAGAGGAACGGUCAUGGUUUCGAGAAGCAGAAAUCUAUCAGACAGUUAUGCUACGCCAUGAAAACAUUCUUGGAUUUAUAGCUGCAGACAACAAAGACAAUGGUACUUGGACUCAGCUGUGGCUAGUGUCAGACUAUCAUGAGCAUGGAUCACUCUUUGAUUACCUGAACAGGUAUACAGUAACAGUGGAAGGAAUGAUAAAGUUAGCUUUGUCCACUGCCAGCGGUCUUGCUCAUCUGCACAUGGAAAUUGUUGGCACACAAGGCAAACCAGCGAUUGCCCACAGAGAUUUAAAAUCAAAAAACAUAUUGGUGAAAAAGAAUGGAACGUGCUGCAUUGCAGACCUGGGACUGGCGGUUAGGCACGAUUCAGCUACAGACACAAUUGACAUUGCCCCAAAUCACAGAGUGGGAACAAAAAGGUACAUGGCUCCUGAAGUUCUAGAUGAUUCCAUAAAUAUGAAACAUUUUGAGUCAUUCAAACGAGCAGACAUCUAUGCAAUGGGAUUAGUAUUUUGGGAAAUAGCUCGGCGGUGUUCAAUUGGUGGAAUCCAUGAAGAUUAUCAGUUGCCAUACUAUGACCUCGUUCCUUCAGACCCUUCUGUUGAAGAAAUGAGGAAAGUUGUGUGUGAACAGAAGUUAAGGCCCAAUAUUCCAAACAGAUGGCAGAGCUGUGAGGCAUUACGAGUGAUGGCAAAAAUUAUGCGGGAAUGCUGGUAUGCCAACGGAGCCGCUCGGCUGACAGCUUUGCGCAUUAAGAAAACAUUAUCACAACUUAGCCAACAGGAGGGGAUCAAGAUGUAAUCCUGGAUUUGUUAUUGAAGAACACUGUAAAAAUCCCUAUCUGCACCAGAGUGGCGUGUUAAGAAGGUUAAUUGUUCUACCUCACUGGGGGAACAGAAGGAUAUUGCUGCCUUUUAGUACUUCAUAGGAACGUCACUUAUUAGGAUUUUUGUGGAUGUGCUAAACAGUUGUGUUGGGUCUUUCUGUGCACUAUGAACCUCUUUCCCAGGUUACUUACUAAACAUCAUGUACUCUAGUUUCGUUAAUCUGUAAUUUUUUAUUUGGGAAGCUGAUAGCUGGUCUUUGCUAGUUAACUGUGCUUAAAAGUAGGAGGUCACUUCUAAAAUGAAACUGGUUCACUAUAUUGUUCUACAGUGCAUUGAUGGUUCUUAAAGCAACUUUAUUCCUGCCUGGUACAUUGACUACUCUGAACCACUGUCUCAAUUCCUUGAUUCAGAUUGUGAAUGUACUACUGGAGUAUACUUGCUAGCUAUUAAGGCAGUGCAUCUUUUGGACUCUUACCUUGACUUACAAAUUGACCUCAUUCAGUUGUGGGAAUAUAACUUAUGCAACUAUACUUUAUACAUGAUUACUGGGUGUUUUUCCACUUUUUCAGAACAUUACAUUGCCUUCAAAAUAGAUUGUAUUACACCAGUAAGUGCCACUUUUGAGUCUUUUAAUGCAAAAAUAGUAGGGAUGUACAAAGCCUAUGGUACUUUUGGUUUCAAAAAUACAAGUUAAAAGUUCUUCCUUUGCCUAGCUAAGAUCUAAAUCUCACUCCUUGCAACAGUGAGUACAUAAUUGAUAGAAUAUCUUCAAUUUUACCGAAAUCUGACUCUUGAAACCACUGUAGGAGUUUUAAAUAAUGUAAGCUAGUAAAUUUGCUGUCAUAUUUUGUAAUUGUCAAGUUAUGAGUCAUAAUUAUGUAGAAGAUUUUUUUUUAUCAAGUGGUACUUCCAAAAUGCUUGAAGUACCUAUCUACUUCAGAAAAGUAGCAAGAAAAGUAAAAUGUUGAGAUUUUGCUUCAUUAAAUAAGUAUGAAAAGCAUAUUUUUGUGCAGUUCUGCUGAGCCUUAAGACUCAAAGAACAAUAUUUGCAAUUACACAAGGAUUAAAUGCACCUGUCAUUAGAGAAAAGUUAUUUGGGCUUUUGUACUAGACAGUUCAAAGCUGCUUAUAAAUUUUAUGUGCAUGUAUGUUGUGUGUGCCUCAUACACAAAGUGGUGAGCUAGAGAAGGUGGUGACCUGCAGGUCUUUGGAUACAAAUAUCAGGGGAUUCCAGCAAUCCUUUUCAUUUUAGAAGAACAAAGCUUAUGGUGACUUGUGUUGUCAUAAGAACACAGAAGAAUAUGCAUGGCUUUAGUCAAGAUUUCCCUGAGUUUUUAAAAGUAUCAUAAUAUUUUGAUAAAUUUGUUUAGAAAUCAAAUUGCUUCCUGCCCAAAUGUACAGCAAAAACCUGCUGUUACCAUGAUAGUUUUUUCAUUGCAAUUUUAGGAAGAGUCUGGUUGACCUGUGGUUUCAUUGAUGUCCAAAACAGUAUUUCAGUAUGUCAAUAUACCUGGUAAUUAAUAUGCUGCCUACCCUGCCACUCUUCAGAACACAUCAGUACCCAUCCCAUUACGCAACACUUUACCUUGGCUUCCUUUUCAUCCCUCGGCAUAGAGCCCACUUUUGUUACCAAGAUGGUAGCAGUGGCAGGGUGGUUGCUGGCAGAGCACAAUCAAGGUUCUGUGCCAUGGUCUGUGAUGUGUGGCAGCUAAAGCAGGAAGAGGAGUGAGGCCCAGGAAGAGGAGGCUACAUAGGUGACACAAGCCUUAUCCAACAAAAGCCUUAACACAUAAUUUAUUUCCAUAUUCUUGCUUUUCCAUAUUUCCAUAAUUUCCAUAUUUCCAUACGCUUGCUUGCAGAUAAAUGAUGUCAGAAUUACAGGUCCUCUGAGGUCAAACUGCAAAUAACUAAAUGCUUUUGUCAACAACAAAAUGGAUGAGUUUAUUCAUACUGGAAGACAGUAUCCAGGAGAAAAGGGAAAAAUAAGAGAAGUUCUUAGAAAAUAAUUAGGCUUAAACAUAUGUACAGCUGUCAUGCUUGUGUUUGUUUGGUGUUAUCUGACAAGUCAGGUUUAUGUCCUUCAGGCCUCUGUCAGUCAAAGCUGGAUUAAAAAUUACCUCAUGUAGGUAUUUUAAAUAAACUCUGCCUUUGUGCAUGUGGACAGUUGUACACCACAGUUUUUCAAUUGACUGUUCAAAAAAAAUGUUUGACUGUAACGUGACUCCCAAGCCUAUCUACUUGGCAGCCUUUCUAGCAAGUUCUAUAUAUCCAUACAGAUACUUGAAGAAAACAGGUCAUCAUGAAAAUAGGUCAGGCUCUCCGUGCAUAUUUCAAAGACUUCCUAGUUUGCAAUUUAACAAUUUUUAUUUUGUAACUUUGUUACAUUUCAAUUUUUUAAGUGUCCUAGGGUCCUUACCAUAGAUACAAAUGGUACAGCUCCUACUUCAGAAAUACCAGGAUACUGGAUUGCUUCAGGUAUCUGUAGUAAUUUUGGUGGUAACAAGAGAGCUUGCAGUAUAAUUCAUCAAAUAAUUUUUAGUGGCUUUUUUAGCACCCACAAAACCUUAUCAGCAGAACAUUUAAUUUCCUAAGAUAUACCAAACAGCUCUGUUGCAUUUUAAAGAGGAUAUACAGCAGCUGAACCGCAUCAUGGCACACAGAUGAUGCUUUGUUCUCCUGACUUGCUAGCAACUGUUCUUGCUUUGUUCAAAAUAUAGCUUUGUAGUAGAAGCUUGCAAAAACAAAGCACAGAAGGAUGCUUGACACACUGUAUGACAUAAGGAACAGUAUUUUAGAACAACUUCAUCAUUCCUGCUAGGCUGCAGAACAGGAAAAUUCUGAAUAGAGCUAUAUGUAUCCUCAGUUCUGACACCAUGACUUAAAGCUUUGUUCUUCUUUUCCAUUAUAUGAACUGAACACCUUUUACAAAGGCUGUGUCUGUAUAUAUUAUGUAACUUUAAAUGUUACCUGUGUAAGAUCAUAUCUUAUAUAUAUGGACACAGGUACACAUAAGUAUUUUUUAAAUUAAGAUUGUAAUAUCACCAGAUCUGCUCUUGGAAAUCCAGGGGGACCAAAAUAUUUUAGCAUUCAAAAUAUUAAUUUUGUAUCAUUUCAAGUAUAUACCAAAACAGUUUCUGAUUAUUACUGAUGCAAAUGUUUAUUGUAAAUAUUACAUACGUUAUACAUUCACCUAAGUUUUGUGGAUUUAAUCAACUUUAUAUUUUAGUAGCAUUGAAGCCUCAGUUUGGUUUACAGACUUGUGAUCGGAUGGAUAUGGACAUGGAGAACAAGGAGCAUUGGAAAUGGUCUGAUGCUGAAAAGCCUGAAAUAUCAUUUUUGAAAUGCUGGAAUUCUUCAGGGACCUUCCAACCUUAAAAGCUGGAAUUCUGGGAUGUUUCUCAAGCAGACUCUCCAAGUAUGACACACUGUCACCCUCCAAUGGUUCUGCUUGUAAUCCUGAGAAAGACUUUGUAUAUAAGUAAAGACAUUGGGAUUGACUGUAUGGGGACAUGAAGGUGUCAAAUGAAGUAAGAGGCUAUUUUAUUUUUUCAGUAAUGGCUCUGCGUGUGAUUGCCAUGAAAUUCACCUUUUAGUUAGUUCCUUGUUUAUAUUGUGCCAUUGAAAUGAUUGCAAGGUGUUAAUCAUUUUCUGUUUAAAAAAACAAGCAAACAAAAAAAAAAAAACCCUUCACCGUAUCCAUUGCUUUAAACUCAAAUUACCUCUUAAAAGACCAAGGUACAUUUACCUCAUAUGUAUAUAAUGUUUAAUAUUUUUCAGAAUGUUCUCAAGGUUUGCAGUUACAUGUUUCUAGAAAUAUGGGUAUUACUAAAUUUACAACUUCAGUGGUACUAAGUGUAUUAUCUGGUGCCCCAAAACACUAUUUUCUGUAUUUUAUUGUAUUAGCAAGUUUGCUGCUUUGUCACUGUAGCACCUGCCCUUACAUAGCUGUGUGGAUACUGCCUUGUAAAUUUUACUUUCUGGAUGAUUUGAGGAUCCUGUACAGAUGAGUGUCACUUUUUUAAACCUUACCAAAUUGUGCAUUUCCCUUACAUUUCUGAAAAUAUGUAUUGUUAUUUGUAGAGUAUACAUUUCAAUGGAUUGUAAAUAGGAUAGUAGAAGAGUGGAUGCUUAUGUUAAGUGCUAACACUACAGUAGAGAGAUUAAAGCAGUGAAAAUAAAUAACUUUUUUCAAAAUGCA
Messenger RNA from Parus major (Great Tit), 5800 nucleotides. It is a transcript of the gene TGFBR1, whose product is annotated as transforming growth factor beta receptor 1. The coding region runs from base 56 to 1576 and encodes 506 amino acids. Gene Ontology annotation, molecular function: SMAD binding; transforming growth factor beta receptor activity, type I; activin receptor activity, type I. NCBI's taxonomy places the organism in Eukaryota, Metazoa, Chordata, Aves, Passeriformes, Paridae. Gene Ontology annotation, biological process: heart development; protein phosphorylation; transforming growth factor beta receptor signaling pathway. The record is from RefSeq and is a predicted model, not a curated record. Gene Ontology annotation, cellular component: activin receptor complex; plasma membrane. The transcript has 9 exons.